AUGGCGUCGUCUACAGGAUAUUGGUGUGUCAUUGAAAGCGAUCCGGGUGUUUUUACAGAAUUAAUCAGAGAAUUUGGAGCGAAAGGAACUCAAGUCGAAGAAUUAUGGAGUUUGGAUGAAGAUCAAUUUGAGCCGCUCAAACCUGUCCAUGGCUUGAUAUUUUUAUUCAAAUGGGUUCAAGGUGAAGAACCAGCAGGACCUAUUGUCAAAGAUAACAGAUUAGAUAAAAUAUUUUUUGCUAAACAGGUGAUAGGCAAUGUUUGUGCCACGCAAGCUAUUCUAAGUAUAUUAUUGAACUGUAAACAUCCUGAUGUAUCAAUUGGACAGAAUUUAGAAGAAUUCAAAAACUUCUGUCAAAGUUUUGAUCCUACAAUUCGAGGACUUACUUUGAGCAAUUCUGAUGUAAUCAGAGAUGCUCAUAAUAUGUUUGCAAGGCAAACAUUUUUCGAGUACGACCAAAAGCAAGAAAAUAAUGACUACGAUGUUUUUCAUUAUGUGAGCUAUGUUCCUAUUGAUGGAAGAUUAUAUGAAUUAGAUGGCCUCAAAGAAGGUCCUAUAGAUUUAGGUCCUUGUCCUACCGGAGAUGAAUGGGUUCAGGCUGCUAAACCUAUCAUUCAAAAAAGAAUCAAUAAAUACAAUGAAGGAGAAAUUCGCUUUAAUUUGAUGGCGAUUGUUUCUGAUCGAAAAAUGCUUUAUGAGAGACAAAAAAUGAACACUUGUGAUCCAGCAGAAGUUGCACGACUAGAAUCGCUGAUUGAAGAUGAAGUCAACAAGUCUAAAAGAUAUAAGAUUGAAAAUGCGCGACGUAAACAUAAUUAUCUUCCUUUAAUUGUCGAAUUGUUAAAAGUACUUGCAAAAGAAGGUAAACUUGUACCUCUUUAUCAGAAAGCUAAAGAACGAGCAAUUGAAAAACGAUCAAAGAAGAGUAACGUUUGA
Messenger RNA from Cotesia congregata, 936 nucleotides. The record is from the annotation of a GenBank genome assembly. NCBI's taxonomy places the organism in Eukaryota, Metazoa, Arthropoda, Insecta, Hymenoptera, Braconidae.